AUGGCAUUGGAAGUGGCCGCGGUCGUGUGCUGGAGCUGGACGCUUGCUGAUGACGCUUUUAAAGAGCUGGGCGCAGUUCUGUCUGAGAACCAUCAGAGACUCCAGGCCAGAGAAAGAGAACUGAAAGACAUGAAAAAAGUCUUAGACACACUCACGAGGUCCUCAGAAACGAUGCGGGACGAGGCGGAUGUGGUCCUGUCGGAGCUCCAGGAGUCAGUGCAGCGGAUGCUAGAGCUGCUCCAGGACGUGAUGGUCUCCACUGCGCAGGAGAAACUCAACGAGACCCAGGACGUGGUGACCAAACUGGAGGCCGAAGUCAAACAGCUGAAGAAAAAAGAUGGAGAACUGAAAGACCUCAUCAACUGCCAGGACAGUAUCUACUUCCUGAAGACGCAUCAGUCUCUGUGCUGUCCUCUGGAGGGGGGAGAUCUGGGAACUGUGACCGCAAACCCCGAAGCCACGUUUGAUCCCGUCAGGAGCGUCAUCGUCCAGCUCAGGGAGAAAGUGGAGGAGAUGUGUGACCAGGAACCGCACACACACACACACGCACACACACACACACACACACACACACUGAACUGCUGUCAUGUACAGGUGUACAACACCACAGCAUUCACAGUGGCAGACCGCAACGGCCAGAAAACAGGAGGCAUAAUGAAAUUGUUUUCUGGAAAAGGAGCCCGAGCCACUCGUGCACAAGGACCCCCACCAUUGCCUUCAGUAAGCACACGAGGAUCUGUGAACACACGUGCACAGGCUGUCAGAAACAAUGAGCCAAGAGUUAACAGAGGUGUUACAAACUCCCAAAGACCAGCCAGAUCGCCGAGAGAGGAAAGAGAUGACAACGAAAAGAGUCGCAGUUCAUUGAGACCAAGAGAAACGCAAAGAAGAGAGGAAAGAGAAAACAAUGAUGUGAGAACAAGAGGAAGACCGAGAGGAGAAGACCAGAGAUCAGGUAGUCAUGGACAGAGAAAAUCAGACCUCUCAGAGACGUCAAAGCACACAGAGCAGAAGCACACGUGAUGAAGAACAAGCAGACCACUGGAGUUUGAGUUCAAUCAGACCAAGACUGAGAAGAGAGGACAGAGAACAAG
This is a messenger RNA of Sinocyclocheilus rhinocerous, 1094 nucleotides long. RefSeq lists its product as uncharacterized. The coding region runs from base 1 to 1023 and encodes 340 amino acids. The record is from RefSeq and is a predicted model, not a curated record. Lineage: Eukaryota; Metazoa; Chordata; Actinopteri; Cypriniformes; Cyprinidae. The transcript has 13 exons.